GCGGCUACAUGCUGUAAACUGCUCGCCCGCACUGCAGAUUAUUAACUCUUAGCCUGCCGCAAGAUGCUUCCAGACGAGGAAGGCGAUGAAGAAGGCAUCUGUUUGCCAGCUUCCUCAGGAUCUCAACGACACCUCCUGAACUAAGGUCACACUCGCAUAGAGGGUGAACUGAAGCAACGGCUAUUGGGCUGCAGCGAAAUGAAGAGAUGCAAACUGAAAAGGCAGAGGAAAUAGCGUUCUCCUGGUCAUUGUCUUCAACACAGAGCUUCUUUGAGAGACAGCAGAAUCAAAUUUAAGAUAAGGGAAGGACCGCACAACAGGACCGGAUCGUUUUCCAUCUAUGGCGACACACGCUCAAGUUGUUCUGUGGGGGUCCUGACUGUGUUAUUUAAGUUCACCUGCAAGAGUGUAGUUGCCCCGUGAUCCCAGGCGGGGUUGCAGUGCGUGUCAUUUCUUUCCCAGAUGCAGAACAUUCUUGACCAAAACUUAGACAUGGCUACAGCUCUACUAGCUGGUGAGAAGCUAAAGGAACUCAUCCUACCAGGCUCGUCUCAAGAUGAAAGGGGGGGCGCGUUGGCCAGUCUGAUGGUGCAGCUCAAACUGGAGCUGCCCUUUGAUCGUGUCGUUACCAUAGGGACGGUUAUCAUCCCCAUCCUGCUGGUCACCCUGGUCUUCACGAGAAACUUCGCAGAGGAGUCCAUAUACUGUUACACACCGCACAACUUCACCCGAGACCAGGCACUCUACGCAAGAGGCUACUGCUGGACAGAGCUGCGUGAUGCUGCACCUGGUGUGGAGUCUCACCUCUGGCCUUCACUAUUUGAGCACAAGUUUUUACCUUAUGCCCUUCUGGCCUUCGCUGGUAUAAUGUACAUCCCCGCUCUGGGCUGGGAGUUUCUUGCCUCCACUCGGCUCACGUCGGAGCUCAAUUUCCUGCUUCAAGAGAUUGAUAACUGCUAUCAUAGAGCUGCUGAGGGCCGUGCCCCGAAGAUCGAGAAGCAGAUUCAAUCCAAAGGCCCUGGCAUCACUGAGCGGGAGAGGAGAGAGAUCAUAGAGAACGCAGAGAAAGAGAAGAGUCCUGAGCAAAACCUCUUUGAGAAAUAUUUAGAAAGACGAGGUCAAAGUAACUUUUUGGCAAAGAUUUACUUGGCACGGCACCUGGCCAUUAUCUGCCUCAGCUCCAUCCCCAUUUCCUACCUGAGCGCCUACUAUGCCCGACAAAGGCAGAAUGAAUUUACAUGUGCUCUUGGCGAGCUCCCGGACAUUAGCAGUUAUUCAGAGCUCAAGCUUCGGGUCAACUGUAAGUUGCCUGCUGUGCAGCUGCAACGAAUCAUGGCAGCAGUGGAUAUUGCCCUGCUCUGCACCAUGAACCUUAUUAUCCUGCUUAAUUUGCUCCAUUUAUUUGUGGUGCGAAAGUCCAACUUUGUGUUUGACAAGUUGCAUAAAGUGGGUAUCAAGACACGGCGUCGUUGGCAGAAGUCUCAAUUCUGUGACAUCAACAUCCUGGCCAUGUUUUGUAAUGAGAACAGAGACCACAUCAAGUCCCUCAACAGGUUGGACUUCAUCACCAAUGAGAGCGACCUCAUGUAUGAUAAUGUGGUCCGGCAGCUGUUGGCUGCACUUGCACAGUCCAACCAUGAUGCAACGCCCACUGUGAGGGACUCUGGGAUCCAAACAAUAGAUCCAAACAUGGAUCCCUCUGAUCUCGGAGUGGGAGAGAUGCCCACGGAGCCGCUGGUGAUCAAACGACCCCGCAAGAAGAUUAAAUGGAUCCCAACCUCCAAUCCUCUUCCGCAGUCUUUCAAAGAACCUCUGACGCUGACACGUUUGGAAAAUAACGCCAAGCCUGAAAAACCCAAACCGCUCAGACGAAAGACGGUAGCAGACAGCUUCAUUGCCCCACUUCUGGAUACCAAGAGCACACAGUAUCCUGCAACAAAAGAUUUAAGUGGGAUGGAGAAAAAGCACACUCGCAACUUUUCUCUGGACGUGCACCCAUACAUGCUGACCAUUCGUAAACCAAAGGUGGAGAUCACAACCACAGACCCUCUACCCUCAGAGCACAACAUGGAUACUGUAUACCUUGAAGGCACACACACUAUUGUUCAUGUUUCUAGUGCAAUUACAGAGACUAAGGUUUGCUCUCCAGAAUCGACCACCACUGCCUUUUCUACGGUGACCUUGCCCACCAGCACAUAUGUAAAUGGCGGUAGCCCCAACCCACCAUUGAGUGAGGAUCCUCUCAGUCCCAAACCCUCUCUCCCUUCAAGGGAGCCUGUCACACAGGAGGAGAAUCUUCAGUCUCAGCCACCAACACUCACCAGAGCCCCUACACACCAGCUGCUGGGUAUUCAUCACACUCUUUUUGAGGAAGAAGAAGAUGAGGAAAACCGCAGAGACAGGCUGGCGGGGCGACCCGGGGAACUCAUUGCUGCAGGGGAAUGUUAACGAAAGAGAGAAUUUCUGAUGGAUUUCCUCUCUGCUUUUGUUCUACUCAACACUGUUCUCGGCACACAUGACCACUAUGUCAAUCACGUCUACUCUCAUGAAGUCACGCACUUCUAUCCUGGCUCGUCUGAGUCUGGUAGAACUAACUGUACUGCUGAAUUGACCUCGAGACAAGUUUGUAUUCACGGUGAUGUUGAGCAGAGUAUUACUGUAAGAAACGAUGUCGCAUUCAUAUCUCAGGAUGACUGUGUACAGUAAUUCAUCACCCACCAAUGAAACCAGCAGUGAUCAAUUUCAACAGGGUGCUAAAGAGCAGGGGUGAAAAAGUUAGAAUGAAAGGGUGAGUGAUCUUUCUUAAAACACAACGUACCUGCAAAGAGGACUGCAUUGUCUUUCAAAAAAUGUUAAAUUCAUAUGAUAUCGCUUUGUCCCUUUAUUACAAUAGCCAAGUAGACGGGUAGUUCAUGCAAUACAGUCUUCGAUCUGCACUAGUAAUAUGCAAAAGAUCACAACAAUGUGUGGCAAUAAUGUCUGCGCUUACCACGUCAUAUGUCACAGUAGGUUAUACAGUAUACACGCAUAGGCACUGUAUAUGACGAUGUGUUUGUGAAAGUGUUUAAGCUGUAAAAUGUAUCAUGGCUUUGUUACUGACAUUUGUUCACUUCAGGAUUGCCAAUGAGCACUUGAUACUAGUAUAUUUGCACGUCAUUGAUAGAUCAUGAUGUACUGAAGAACAGCGAAAGAACCAACUGCACAACAAGAAAUUCUGAGAGGAACUUUUGUAAAUCCAUAGAAUUUGAGUUUUGUGGGUGUAUUUCGAAGGAAUUACUUGGAUAAUGAAUGUAGUUGGGUCACUGGUACAAUUGUUUGCUUACUUCCGGCACGAAUCAGUGACGAAAAUGAAAGUUAUAGUUAACAUGUCUUCUAAAUUUGUUUCUGUGAUGCAACCUUUUGCUUAUCAUGCUAACAUCCACUAGCUCACCAAGAACAAUGAGUAGAGAAUAAGGAGUUACACUUGUAAUUUUUAGUGUAGCAAAGUACCA
Messenger RNA from Phycodurus eques (leafy seadragon), 3491 nucleotides. It is a transcript of the gene panx2, whose product is annotated as pannexin 2. The coding region runs from base 463 to 2448 and encodes 661 amino acids. The transcript is spliced from 6 exons. The record is from RefSeq and is a predicted model, not a curated record. Gene Ontology annotation, biological process: positive regulation of interleukin-1 production; monoatomic cation transport. NCBI's taxonomy places the organism in Eukaryota, Metazoa, Chordata, Actinopteri, Syngnathiformes, Syngnathidae. Gene Ontology annotation, molecular function: channel activity.